Messenger RNA from Cyprinodon tularosa, 1291 nucleotides. RefSeq lists its product as uncharacterized. Bases 63 to 812 code for a protein of 249 amino acids. The transcript has 5 exons. Gene Ontology annotation, cellular component: cytosol. Lineage: Eukaryota; Metazoa; Chordata; Actinopteri; Cyprinodontiformes; Cyprinodontidae. The record is from RefSeq and is a predicted model, not a curated record.
GUUCCUGUAAGACAAGCCUCUCUGUGUUAGAGACAGUUAGAACAUCUGCUUAUCCUCUGAAGAUGGAGACAGUGAAGCUCUCCUGUGUGGUUCUGGGUCUUCUAUGGAUGUUUUCCAGCAUCUCUGCCCAUUCUGAAGACAUCCACGACAACCAAGAAAGCUGCAGUGGAAAUGCAAAGUGGUGCUCAUCAUCUGCCCACAAAGUAGAUCCUGACUACUAUGAAGAACUCUGGGAGAAGAACCUGGACCUGGCUAAGCAGACCCUGAAGCUUCCUUUUCUUCAGCACAUGCAGCUGGGCGACCUGCAGGCUGACGAUUACACAGUCUUCAUGAUCCAGGACAUCUACUACCUGGCCAAGGUUACAGACAUGUUGGAGGUGAUGUCUAAAAAAGACAUGCCUGAAGACCUCAAAGAGUUCAUGAAGGGACGAUACCAGAGCUACGACCGCUUCAGGAUCCAGAUGCUGAAGACCUUCAACCUGAAUGGAGUGGAUGGAAUCAAAGUGACCGAAGCCAUGAAAGGCUACCUGGCUGAAUACCAAAGGAUCAUGGUGGAAGAGGAACCCAUCAUGUUUGCAGUGAGUCUGCUGCCCUGCAACAGGCUCUGGGUUUGGAUCGCUAACCAGCUAAACAUAGGUUACGGGAAUGCCUACUGGUCCUGGAAGAAGAACAACAUGGGUGGGAAACCUGAAAAAUACAAGGACCUGCUGAGCAAAUAUCUGACAGCAAAAAACUUUGAAAAAGCGAACAAAAUUUUUCGCAACCAAAUGGGGAAUGAGCUCCAGUUCUUUAAGGCCUCCCUGAAUCAGUAAAAUUCUCUGCUUCUAGAGAACAUCCUCACCCUCCUCAGAUGUUCCAUCUAUCAUCUGGAGGUUGAGAUGGAUGCAAAGUCCUGGAGAAGAAUCUGACCUAGUUAACAUCAACACAGCAGACGGUUCAUGGACCAACAACCCUGGACCCACAGCUGGUGGGGCCUAGUCAAAACCCAGAUCUCAGUCUGGUCAAGAACUUAUGGCUAGACCUAAAGAACCAUUCAGUUCUAAACCCAGAACAAAUAGAUGUACAGCUGUAUCCAGAUGUUCCAGCCUGACUGAAGCACAUCCUCUAAGAUCACAGUCAAAGGUCAGUUUACUGUAACAGUCAGAAUUGUGUUGUUGGUUCUUUUCAUCUUUUCAUCUGUUUUUGUAGUUUUUUUUUUCCGGCCCUGAAAUAAAUGUUGGAACUCAUCCAGAUUGUUCAGAACUCUGCAAGAAUAAAAUUUAACACCUGGAAAUAAAAAGGAAACGAGUUU